Molecule: messenger RNA, 756 nt
Organism: Pieris brassicae (large cabbage white)
Lineage: Eukaryota; Metazoa; Arthropoda; Insecta; Lepidoptera; Pieridae
Exons: 3
Coding region: 157-600 (147 amino acids)
Biological process (GO): transcription initiation at RNA polymerase III promoter; transcription by RNA polymerase II
Cellular component (GO): nucleus
Source: RefSeq, a predicted model, not a curated record
UAUAGGCAGUAAGCUUGCACAAAAACAAACAUAACCAAACGCAUAGAUUAAUUAUGAUACCUGUAUUGUCUAUUCUGAUACCAAACGUUUAAAAUUCGAAAACAUAGGCAAACAUCAUUAAGUUAACAAUCAUUUGUGUUUUCAGUUUAAUUAACAAUGUCCAAACUACAGUGGCAAAUCGCCCAAGAAACCCAACUUUUAGCAGAAGAGAGAUGGAUUAUAAAAGCUCUACAAUUAGUUAAAAAGGAAAGAAACUCUCUUCAGAUUGAAAGAUUGAGUUUAGAAAGUAUAAAAAUGCAGCGAACUCAAGGGUCACAAAAGGUUAACAAAUCCACCACAAAUGAGCCUUCCGCAUCAUUAAUUGACAUAAUGAAGAAUUUUAAAAAAUCAAACAGUGAGGAUAUGAUUGUAUAUGAGGAAAAUAUGACAACUGCUUGUAAUGAAGAAGAACUUAAUUUAACUUGUUCAAAUUCAGUAUUUGGGCACAUGUCUGAAGAAGAGGAUAUAGAAGAAGAGGAAGACCUUGAUUUCUUGAUAGAAAAUAUGAAUUCAAUAAUAAAUACUGAACCAGACAAAGCUGAUGAAACAUUACUGGGAUGAAUGAUCUUUAACCAUGAAUUUAGAAAUAUUCAUACUAAAGUGCUAAGGCAGGAAGAAGUAUAAACAGCAUGCAUUAUUAACCUAAAGAAUUGAUUGCAAUAUAGGUGGUAUAUAAUGUGAAAUUAGAAUAAAGAAAUAAAACAUCAAGUUCAAAUA